UCACAAAGGGAACUGAAGAAUGUUGUACAAGGAUUCUUUCUUGAAAAGAAAGGAAGGAGGGAAACAAGCUAUUGGCAAGCUCAUGGAGCUUCCAGCAUGAACCAAAUUAAGCAAAUCCAAGCCCACGCCCUCCACCGCGGCGCUGACCAGACAAGCCUCCUUCUCGACCUAAUCCUCGGCAUCCCUAACCUACCCUACGCCCGCCGCCUUCUUGCCUCCCUCACCUUCCCCCCAUCCACCUUCCUCUGCAACAAGCUCCUCCGCGCCUAUUCCACCUCCUCCGUCAACUUCCACCUCUGCAUCUCCCUCUUCUCCUCCAUAUGCCGCCAACGCCACAGCCGACCAAACCUCCAUUCCUUUACCUUUGCAAUCUCGGCCUGCGCCACCUCCUCCAGCCCUCUCACCGGCCGCGCCCUCCACGCCCUUCUCUUCAAGUUCGGAUUUUUGCUCGACGCCUUUGUCUUCACAUCUCUCAUCCACAUGUAUUGCAAGACCGGUCAUCUAACUCUCGCACGCAAGCUGUUCGACGAAAUGUAUCAACCUGAUAUCGCAACUUGGAACUCCAUGAUCACUGGGUAUGCAAAGAAUGGUGAUCUUGCUAAUGCACGGAAGCUUUUUGAGAAAAUUCCUGUGAGGAAUGUGAUCUCUUGGACUUCGAUGAUUUCUGGGUAUUCGCAAAAUGAGAUGUAUGAGGAAUCCAUUGAAAUGUUUAUGAGGAUGUGGGAAAUGGGUGAGGUGAGGCCGAAUGAGGUGACCUUGACGAGUAUUCUCCCGGCUUGCGCCAAUGUUGGGGCCAUGGAGUUGGGGGAGAAGAUUGAAGCUUUUGCGAGGGAGAAUAAUCUUCUAAGGAACGUGUUCGUGGGAAGCGCAUUGGUGGAAAUGUACGCAAAAUGCGGUGAUAUUGAUCGUGCAAUGAUGGUUUUUCGUGAAGUUGGGGAGCGAACGAAUGUUUGCUCAUGGAAUUCGAUGAUCAUGGGUUUAGCCGUGCAUGGGAGGUGGAAGGAUAGUCUUCAACUCUUCGAUGAGAUGAAGGAAAGAGGCAUCACCCCUGUUGACAUAACAUUCACCGGAGUUCUCAUGGCCUGCACUCACGGCGGACUCGUGGAAGAAGGGAAGCGAUUUUUUCGCUCCAUGGAAAACGAACUCCUCAUCCCUCCCAAAAUUCAACACUAUGGUUGCAUGGUCGAUCUUCUUGGACGGGCGGGACAUCUAAAUGAAGCCUACGACCUCGUAAGAAAGAUGCCGAUGGAACCAGACGCGGCCAUUUGGGGAGCGCUGCUCGGCGCCUGCAGUUUCCAUCGAAACGUUGAGCUCGCCGAGAUGGCCGCAGAGUUUCUUUUCAAGCUUGAACCAUGGAAUCCAGGCCUAUAAAAGACGUUUUGUGGAAGCCGCAAGAUCCCAAUUUGAUGAAGGGUGACUCCUUAUUGUGACUUUUAAAAAUUUUCAAAUAUGUCGUCUCGCGAUGGAUAAGGUAUCCAUGAAAGGGAUAAAGAUCUCUAUGUUGCACCUUCCGGUCAAAAUUUCUCAACAAAAGUUGAUGGAAAUUAAGUAUAUAGAGGAGGAACAACGUAAAAAGACCAAAGGUUAUGGGAAAUGGAAUGUCACAUAAGAAGGUAUCCUUUUAGAGACCAUGAAGGUGCUUGAUCUGGCCAUGGGUACAAUGGAGAAGGCUGGCUCAGACAGCGGGACGACAUUGGCUCCUUUGGAGAAUUAUCUAUCCGGAAGCCCAUUAAAGUAAUUAACUCGCCCAUAAAUUUUUUUAAUUGAUCGUUUAAAACAACAAUUUAAUCUAUUAACCCUUUAAUCCUUUAAUUAAUCCAUUAAAGCAUUUAAUAAGAUAAUGAAUUAUGGAUUGACGGACGGACGGACACACACACAGCACACGUACAC
This is a messenger RNA of Phalaenopsis equestris, 1890 nucleotides long. RefSeq names its product pentatricopeptide repeat-containing protein At5g08510. Gene Ontology annotation, biological process: RNA modification. Gene Ontology annotation, molecular function: protein binding; RNA binding. The transcript has 3 exons. The record is from RefSeq and is a predicted model, not a curated record. Lineage: Eukaryota; Viridiplantae; Streptophyta; Magnoliopsida; Asparagales; Orchidaceae. The coding region runs from base 97 to 1371 and encodes 424 amino acids.